Zootermopsis nevadensis is the source of this 2152-nucleotide messenger RNA. Lineage: Eukaryota; Metazoa; Arthropoda; Insecta; Blattodea; Termopsidae. The record is from RefSeq and is a predicted model, not a curated record.
GUAGAAGUUAUUCUUUGGGUUGUUACUGCGGUAAUUCUCACAUGUAAGUGAUUUUUGAAGUUUAACGCACGUAGUGAAAAGCUAUAUAAUGGCAGAAUUGAUAAAGGAUAUCGACGGUGGAAUUCUUGAAGGGUAUCUCAGACUAUAUUGCAUCAAAUGAGAGGAUGAUAGUGAACAAUGAAUUGGAAAGGAUGUGGAAGGAAGCUCUCGUGGCCUAAUCCUGGUAGUCUCCUGCUGUUUUCCUAGAUGGACUGAGGGAAACCAUGAAAUACCUCUGUCAGGAUAUCCAGUCUCUGGGCCAAGGUUUUAACUUGGGGACUCCCAUAUACGAAGCAGGAGUGAUAACCACUCGACCAUGACGUUUGGUGCCUGUUUGAAGAACUCAUUCAGGCAAGGGAUAUGGUGGUAACUUUAUGAGGGAGGCCAGAUACUUCGAAUGGCACUUGCGUUUAGUGUCCUUAAGCAGAUACCAGUUCGAGUAGUCAACAUUCGUGCUGGACGAAGUAAUCCUGGAUUAAGAGCCCAACAUCUGAAAGGAGUGGAGUUAGUGCGAGAUAUAAGUGGAGGAAAGCUAAGAGGAGGUGAAAUUGGUUCUGAGGAAAUUGUUUUUCACCCAGGAAAGGUGAAAUGUGGAGAAUAUUCAGCUGAUACAGGAACAGCUGGGAGUGUUGGUUUGCUGAUCCAAGUUGCUCUUCCCUGUAUUCUGUUUGGCAAUGGAAUGACGAUACUGAAACUAAGAGGAGGAACUAAUGCGGAGAUGGCUCCUCAAAUUGACUACAUAACUGAGGUAUUUAGGCCACUUCUGGAGAAGUUUGGAGGUACCUUUGAUUACAAGAUUAUCAAAAGAGGUUAUUUUCCGAGAGGCGGAGGGGAGGUGCAUAUAAGAGUACAACCAGUGAAACAGUUGAAGGCUGUCAAUCUAAUCGAGAGCGGCCGCGUUGUACGUAUAAGAGGAUGGGCUUUUGUGGCCGGUUCUCUGCCCAUUAAGGUAGCUCAUGCUAUGGCAGAUACCGCUGCUCAAACUCUGAGGAAGGCCUUGGAGAACGUAGAUGUGUCAAUUGUAAGGUACAAGGAGGAUCCAGAUGAGGCUGUUGGAAACGGCUCUGGAAUCAAUCUUGUUGCAGAAAUGAGUACAGGUUGCAUUCUGGGUGGCUCUGCCCUAGGUGGACGACACCUGAAGGCUGAAGAGGUGGGAAUGAAAGCUGCGGAUGAACUGUUUCAGUCCAUCUAUACAGGAGCCUGCGUAGACUCCUAUUCUCAAGAUCAGAUGAUCUUACUCAUGGCAAUUGCACAUGGAAAAUCCCGUGUAAAAUGUGGGCCGGUGUCUUUACAUACUCGGACAGCCAUUCACGUAGCACAUCUGUUGACAGAGGCGAAAUUCACUGUGAUAAAUGGUGAGGCAGAUUCCAACUUUAUUGAGUGUGAAGGAAUUGGUCUCGAAAACAUUUCUUAAAUUCAUGGCUUGUGAUGAAUUUUCUAAAGACUGCAGUUGACUGACGGCUAUUAAAAUUCCAAAUAUUCCAUACUUGGAAAUACAGUAGAAUGCUGUUUCAUAAACGCAAGACCAAAUUGCUGACUUAUUGAAUUUAAAAAAUCUUGUUCUUUAACCCUGUGAUUUGUAUGGUUUCUUUCUGUCAACCAUAUCAUAACAGAAUAUAACCAGAACAUUAAAGAUAUGCGUGGUCUCAAAAUUAUUUCGCCGAGUAAUCCAAGGUAACAAAACACGAUGGUCAUUCUGUGUCUGCGUCUGUGCAGACUAAAUUACAUAUUUACUGACUAAAUCAAAUUUAGAAAUAGUUUAUGUAUGAUUUAAAGCUUUCACGGUGAAUAAUUGCAUUAGAAUCUUCUUGAGCAACCAAAUAUGUUGAAGUUGAAUUAAAAACCAAUGUCCUGGAGACCUGCCCUGUCUGCAGAUGAAUAUAUAUUAAGGCAUCGAUUUCAUGUAAGGAGUCGAUGAACUGUGUCGAAACACAGUAACACGCCCGCUUUUAACUGGAAAAUGAAACCAUCGUAGCAGAACAUUGUCCUCAUCUCAUAUAGUUAUAUACUGUUGCAUUUUCAGGUAUUGUAACUGGUUUUGUAUUGUGAAACAGGAGACAUUGAAACUGGUACUAGCGGCAAAGUAUUAUCAAUAAAAUUACUGUGUUUUGUG